Vigna radiata var. radiata (mung bean) is the source of this 1963-nucleotide messenger RNA. RefSeq names its product squalene monooxygenase. NCBI's taxonomy places the organism in Eukaryota, Viridiplantae, Streptophyta, Magnoliopsida, Fabales, Fabaceae. Bases 85 to 1680 code for a protein of 531 amino acids. Gene Ontology annotation, molecular function: flavin adenine dinucleotide binding; squalene monooxygenase activity. The transcript is spliced from 8 exons. Gene Ontology annotation, cellular component: endoplasmic reticulum; membrane. The record is from RefSeq and is a predicted model, not a curated record. Gene Ontology annotation, biological process: sterol biosynthetic process.
AAAUCCACAUUUCAACUCUUUCUAUCAUCAUUAUCCUUUUUAUUUGUUUUUUGCUUGCUUUUCAGGCCUAGUUCCACUGAUCUAAUGGGGAUGGAUUUUGAAUUUAUUUUGGGCGGAAUUACAGUUUCUACUAUGGUUCUUCUGUUUGUUCUAUUCAAUUCUGCAUCAAAGAAGGAGGCCACAGGUUUAGUACAUGCAGAAAAUAAUGGUAGCAGUAUGAUAACAACAACAGCAGAAAAUGGAAACCAACAUCAAGAAAUUUCACCAACCUCCGACAUCAUCAUUGUCGGUGCUGGGGUUGCUGGUUCAGCCCUUGCUUACACACUUGGCAAGGAAGGAAGGCGAGUGCAUGUUAUUGAAAGGGACUUGAGUGAACCAGACAGGAUUGUGGGAGAAUUGCUACAACCUGGAGGUUAUCUCAAGCUAAUUGAGUUGGAUCUCCAAGAUUGUGUGGGUGAGAUUGAUGCUCAGCAAGUCUUUGGCUAUGCUCUUUACAAGGAUGGGAAAAAUACCAAACUUUCUUAUUCCUUGGAAAAGUUUGACUCUGAUGUUUCUGGAAAAAGCUUUCACAAUGGCCGUUUCAUACAGAGAAUGCGAGAAAAGGCUUCAACUCUUCCAAAUGUAAAAUUAGAACAAGGGACUGUCACAUCUCUGCUAGAAGAAAAUGGAAUCAUCAGAGGGGUAAACUACAAAACCAGAAAUGGACAAGAGCUCACAGCUAAGGCUCCACUGACUAUAGUAUGUGAUGGUUGUUUUUCCAACUUGAGACGUUCUCUUUGCAACCCAAAGGUUGAUGUACCAUCUCAUUUUGUUGGUCUGGUCCUAGAGAACUGCAAUCUUCCAUAUGAAAACCACGGGCACGUUAUCUUGGGUGAUCCUUCUCCCAUUUUGUUUUAUCCCAUAAGUAGCACUGAGAUUCGGUGUCUGGUUGAUGUGCCUGCUGGCAAAAAAUUACCUUCCCUUGGUAAUGGGGACAUGGCUCGUUAUUUGAAAACAGUUGUAGCUCCACAGGUUCCCCCAGAGUUGCAUGCUUCUUUUAUAGCAGCAGUUGACAAAGGAAACAUAAGAAGCAUGCCAAACAGAAGCAUGCCUGCAUCUCCGUAUUCCACACCUGGUGCCCUUCUCAUGGGAGAUGCUUUCAACAUGCGUCACCCUUUAACUGGAGGGGGAAUGACUGUGGCUUUGUCUGACAUUGUUUUGCUGAGGAACCUUCUUAGACCCCUGCAUGAUCUUCAUGAUGCUAAUGCUCUUUGCAAAUAUCUUGAAUCAUUCUACACCCUACGCAAGCCAAUGGCAUCUACAAUAAACACUUUAGCUGGGGCAUUAUACAAGGUGUUUUGUGCAUCACCUGACCCAGCUAGUAAGGAACUGCGCCAGGCUUGUUUCGAUUAUUUAAGCCUUGGAGGUGUUUUCUCAGAUGGACCAAUAUCUCUACUCUCAGGUCUAAAUCCUCGUCCAUUAAGCUUGGUUCUUCAUUUCUUUGCUGUGGCUAUAUACGGUGUUGGUCGCUUACUCAUACCAUUUCCUUCUCCAAAACGCAUGUGGAUUGGAGCUAGAAUUAUUUCCGGUGCCUCUGCUAUCAUUUUUCCCAUUAUCAGGGCUGAAGGAAUUAGACAAAUGUUCUUCCCUGCGACUGUGCCAGCAUAUUACAGAACACCUCCUUCCAAUUUGCAUGAUUAAAUACAGAUAUUGGAAGAAAAGACAUGCAAAAAGGAUAAAUAAGUGAGCCUAGAGGAGAAUUCUGGUGUAGGCUCCAUAUAUUAGGCCGCUGGUUUUGUCUGUUUGCAAUAUACAUGUUUUUUAUGAAUACAAUUAUCAAAUGUAUCGUAUCUACUUCAGGACAAUACCAAAUUUCCAAGGUCAACCUUCCGUUGAAAAGUGUUCAAAAUGAUUUAUACUUUCAUGUAAAAGACACCAAUAAUAUAUUUCGUAUCAAUAAAAAUUUUAAAUUUGAUGUGAUAAA